Danio rerio (zebrafish) is the source of this 2026-nucleotide messenger RNA. It is a transcript of the gene ctbp1, whose product is annotated as C-terminal binding protein 1. The record is from RefSeq and is marked provisional. Gene Ontology annotation, biological process: positive regulation of DNA-templated transcription; negative regulation of DNA-templated transcription. Gene Ontology annotation, cellular component: nucleus. Gene Ontology annotation, molecular function: NAD binding; transcription corepressor activity; oxidoreductase activity, acting on the CH-OH group of donors, NAD or NADP as acceptor. NCBI's taxonomy places the organism in Eukaryota, Metazoa, Chordata, Actinopteri, Cypriniformes, Danionidae.
CUCUCCCACUCCCAUAAAUGCAGUGACACUUGCUUUCUGUGUGUGCAUGCGUGUUUGUCCGAGUGAGAGAGUCGAAAUAGAAAGUGAGGGAGCUGGGGGGGAGAGAGAGGGAGUUGGAGAGAAAGAGAAACACAAGGAGGGGUGGCAGCGUGCGUGUUGAAGCUAGCUACUCACAGAAAAGAAGGAAUAAGAAAAUUGAAGUAGCCGCCAUAUGCUGAGGAUUUUGGUGAAUGCCUUGCUGAGGAGACACUCUCGUAUUUCUGGCGGAUCCUAAGAGAUGGGAAGCUCACACUUGCUGAACAAAGGCUUGCCUUUAGGCAUCAGGCCUCCCAUAAUGAAUGGCCCCAUGCACCCUCGUCCUCUGGUGGCCCUGCUAGAUGGACGGGACUGUACGGUGGAGAUGCCCAUCUUGAAGGACGUGGCCACUGUGGCGUUCUGCGAUGCCCAGUCCACUCAGGAGAUCCAUGAGAAGGUAUUAAAUGAAGCAGUGGGUGCUCUCAUGUACCACACAAUCACCCUUAUGAGGGAGGACCUGGAAAAGUUCAAAGCACUUCGUAUAAUUGUCCGCAUUGGGAGCGGCUUUGAUAAUAUCGACAUAAAGUCUGCUGGAGACUUAGGUAUUGCCGUCUGCAACAUGCCAGCAGCAUCAGUAGAAGAGACUGCAGACUCCACCAUGUGUCACAUCCUAAAUCUCUACCGACGCACCACCUGGUUGCACCAGGCUCUCCGGGAAGGCACGCGAGUCCAGAGUGUGGAACAGAUUCGGGAGGUCGCAUCUGGAGCAGCCCGAAUCAGAGGAGAGACACUGGGAAUCAUUGGACUGGGGCGUGUUGGACAGGCGGUGGCGCUGAGGGCAAAAGCGUUCGGCUUCAGUGUGAUCUUCUAUGACCCGUACCUGUCUGACGGGAUGGAGCGAGCCCUGGGGCUGCAGAGAGUCAACACCCUACAGGACCUGCUCUUCCACAGCGACUGCGUCACUUUACACUGCAGUCUGAAUGAGCACAACCACCAUCUGAUCAAUGACUUCACCAUCAAACAGAUGCGUCAAGGCGCCUUCCUAGUGAACACUGCGCGUGGUGGUCUUGUGGAUGAGAAAGCUCUGGCUCAGGCUCUGAAAGAGGGCAGAAUACGAGGAGCAGCACUGGACGUCCACGAGACAGAGCCCUUCAGUUUUAGUCAAGGACCCCUUAAAGACGCCCCCAACCUUAUCUGCACCCCUCAUGCGGCGUGGUACAGUGAACAGGCCUCGAUUGAGAUGCGGGAGGAGGCGGCACGGGAGAUCCGACGAGCUAUUACUGGUCGCAUUCCAGACAGUCUGAAGAACUGCGUGAACAAAGAGUUCCUCACACAGACCACGCAUUGGGCCGGCAUGGACCCUGCAGUUGUUCAUCCAGAGCUCAAUGGAGCCUACAGGUACCCUCCAGGCGUAGUGAGCCACGCUUCAGGGGGUCUACCUCCACCAGUGGAGGGCAUCAUGCCAAGUGCAGUGCCCAUAACUCACAGCCUGCCUACAGUAGCCCACCCCCCACACGCCCCUUCACCCGGACAAACCGGCAAACCUGAACCCGAUAGAGAGCAGCACCCCAACGAACAGUUGUAGCCCCCCUCAUCUUCAAACGUACCACUAUAAAACUCUCCUGGUCCUUCUUAACCCCAAAGAAGAGGAGCGGAAACAGGCUCCCGGGCUCAGAACCAGCCACAAAAAACAACCACGACUAGCCAAACUCUGACUGAACGGGUGGACUGCGCUCUUUGAAGUAUCUAAUGGGGAAUAAAGCAACAACAAAAACAAAAGAGAGAGAAAAUCAUGUGGAUUUUAAACUCCCUGAUGCAAAAUCCUGCUGUUUUAGAUUGUAGUCUGUCCAAGUGCAGUGGGCGAUCUUUUAUCUGUUAUUUUGUCUGUCUAAUGGGUUUCAUUGUUAAAACAACUGUAGCUAUUACAUGAAUGUAACCUGUUUGUGUACAGUUUUUAGGAUAUGAUCAAUGGUUUGUAGAUGAGAAAUUAAAAAACCCGAAACAGCAUUAA